This is a messenger RNA of Talaromyces stipitatus ATCC 10500, 2174 nucleotides long. Its product is annotated as septin. NCBI's taxonomy places the organism in Eukaryota, Fungi, Ascomycota, Eurotiomycetes, Eurotiales, Trichocomaceae. Gene Ontology annotation, molecular function: GTP binding; GTPase activity; molecular adaptor activity. The record is from RefSeq and is a predicted model, not a curated record. The transcript is spliced from 2 exons. Gene Ontology annotation, biological process: cytoskeleton-dependent cytokinesis. The coding region runs from base 1 to 1689 and encodes 562 amino acids. Gene Ontology annotation, cellular component: microtubule cytoskeleton; septin ring; septin complex.
AUGGCCUCCGUCCAAUCUCGUACGCCCGGCGGCAGUCAGCCUCCUCAUCCCUCUUCUCACCCUCCUCCGCCACCGCCUGAUGCUCUUCCAUCCUCUGUCAAUGACAGUACCACUCGUUUGAGCGUGAACAACUUGGAUGCGGCUACUCGAAGAUCUUCGCUAGGCUUUCUGCGUCGCCCCAAAUCAACUGAACCGCUUUCUGAGCGCAAAAGCUCCAACGGCAAAGUCAGCAAGAAAAUGAAGGAACAAAUGAGAGAAGAAGAGCUACGUCGUCAGCGCGAAUCGAUUCCAAAGCAAGCCCCUCGUCUCCCUGACCUCGCACCAGCACCGAAAAUGCAGACGUUUGGUGGAGAGGAACAACUCGCCAAUCGAAUUGCCCCAGUUGUUGAAAGCCGAGCAAGCUCUGCGCACGUCAGCAUGCCGCCACCAGCGAUUGAUCCUUAUGCAAGAACUGAGAGCAUGACUCAUCGUGGUCGUUAUAGCUAUGCCAGCAGUGCAGUAAGCACCAUCAAUAGUCCCCGCAGACUCCGUCGACGCAAGGACCCUACCCCUUACAAUCUACUCGUCGUUGGCGCUAAGAACAGCGGAAAGACAUCGUUUCUCAACUUUUUGCGCAAGUCGCUUGCGCUCCCUCCAAACAAACACCCCAUUCGCUCUUCUGAAGAUAUCUUGGAGGAAAUCAACUCGUCAUCCAACCCUAACUUUACCUCUCACUACCUAGAGACUGAAAUUGAGGGUGAGCGAGUAGGGCUCACGCUUUGGGACUCCGAAGGUCUGGAAAGGAACGUCGUCGAUCUGCAAUUGCGAGAUAUCACUGCCUUUUUGGAAAGCAAAUUCGAGGAUACUUUGAUGGAGGAAAUGAAAGUCGUACGCUCUCCCGGUGCUCGCGAUACUCAUAUUCACUGCGUUUUCUGGAUUCUUGAUCCUGUCCGCUUGGACUCAAAUCUCGCAGCUGCCCAAAAGGCUGCAGGACAAACCAAUGGCAAAUACACCACUCAAUCGCGUGGUGUUGGCAUUCUUGAUGAAGACCUCGAUCUCCAAUUCCUCCGUGUGAUGCAAGGAAAGACGGCCGUCGUCCCUGUAAUCAGCAAAGCUGACACUAUCACCACUGCGCACAUGGCCUACUUGAAGAAGGCGGUUUCGGAUAGCUUAAAGCAGGCCAGAAUCGAUCCGUUGGAGGUGCUCAUAUUGGAAGAAGCCGAAGACGAAGACUCCGAGGCCGCUGCCGACGACGACGAAGACUUGGAUGAUACCUCACUUGCGGAGCAUGGAACAACCGAGGAUAAGGCUGAAGAUGGAGAUACUGAAAAAGCCCCUAAAUCUUCUCCAACACGAAGCCACAAGUCAAACCACUCAAUUUCUUUGGCUUCGAAUUCCGAUACGCCGUUCAUCCCUCUCUCGAUCCUGUCACCAGACCCGCAUUCCUUGAAUAAUCCAGAUCUACCUACUGGUAGACACUUCCCAUGGGGUUUUGCAGAUCCGUACAACCCAGAGCAUUGCGAUUUCGUCAAGCUCAAGGAAUCUGUCUUUAGGGACUGGCGUGCUGAACUGCGGGAAGCUAGUCGCGAGCUCUGCUACGAACGCUGGCGCACAAGUCGACUGAAUAUAAAACAAGAAGCGCCUAGAAAGUCUAGUAAUACCGGACGUUUUGGACCUCCGCCUACGAAAAGUGGUCGUGCAACUCGAUAGUUGCGCCAUCUGAGGUUUUCUUUUUUUUUUUUUCUUUUCUUACGUUUAUCUUUACCAGAAGCGGGAUUCUUACCAACUUCCAUUCUCAUUCUUUACCGAUACAACAAUUUCCUAUACUUGAACUCCUUUCUGUGUCUUCUCUGGCCCGGUGCCGGUCAAUGAUCAAUUGAUCACUCUCCUACACUGCACCAUUUUCUUUUCAACUUCCUUUCCCACUCAUGAGACUGCAUUCGAUGUGACAUAUGAGCAACAAAGUAUCAUCUCAGUGGCCACGCCUGAGUAAUGCAGGGAAUAUAUGCGAUCGCGUUUUGGACCAGUCACUAAUCAACUCGACAGUCUAAAACGCGAGAUGUGUACUAUUAGCAUAUUAUUCUCUAUUCGAUUUUUUUUUCUUCUUUUCAUGUUCUUGAUUCCCACCCCCCAUGUUAACUUUUGUCCCGUUAUGGUACAUUUUUGAAUUGAAAAGCACCUGCAUACUUGUCCUG